AAAAAUGGCUACUCGGUCAUUCUUAUGUGUUAUUUUUAUCUUACUUGUUGCAUUUCAAUCCACCAUGUUGAAGGCCAACAAUGUUCUUCCUCCACCUCGCUGCAGGCCAGUACUGGCUUCUACCAGAGAAAUGUUCGAAUUCGCUUUGAACUUGCACAUUUAUAAAGCAGUACUUUAUCUGGGUUCUUCAGUUGGUCUUGGAAUCAACGAUAUAGCACCAGGUCUGGUCGAAGGUCCGGCUCCCAUCGGAGUCACCGUUGCCAAUCUCGAUAACCGCACCAGAAGGAUUGUAGAGGAAUCUGGUUUAGCUAGCGUCGGACAUAUCAGGGAACUCGCAAAUGUCACAUUCCAAAGGACUCCACUUCCAAUGCCACAGUUGGAUAUAAGAGCACAAGUUAUUGCCAAAUAUUACGACGUUAUAAAUGUCACUUUGCAUCCUCCAUACAAUAUAUAUGACAACACAAAAAGCUUUCUCAUUGUAGCUAUUUAUUCUUCUUAUCUUUUACAACAAUAUUACGCUGGUAUUACGCCUUCGAUUGUCGGAAACCGUGAACAAGAGUUGGCGGCUGGAAUCACGUACUACGAGGCUGCAUCAUAUGGUGUUAUCCGAUCACUACUCAAAGACAUGGCUAACACAACAGUGCCGCCUUAUACGUUAACGGUGGGCAACUUUACCAACCUUACUGCACAAAUUGGUAACCGACUGGGUGGCUGCGGCGUGAAAGAUGAAGGUUUGACCGUGCCGCUUCCGCUCGGAGCUGAGGGUCGAACUACCAAUAACGUCAUAGCGGCGGAUGUCAACUCCCUUUCGUAUAAACGGAUUGAACGAGAAUUCUUGAGGAUCGUGUUUAUAUCCGGCGACGCCACCAAGCCCGGUGGACUUUUUCCGAAAGGUUUCGUGGGGACGCUUUAUAAACGAAUUGCUGCCCGAAAACAAAGCUAA
Molecule: messenger RNA, 943 nt
Organism: Hibiscus syriacus
Lineage: Eukaryota; Viridiplantae; Streptophyta; Magnoliopsida; Malvales; Malvaceae
Product: desiccation-related protein PCC13-62-like
Exons: 3
Coding region: 5-943 (312 amino acids)
Source: RefSeq, a predicted model, not a curated record